Messenger RNA from Callithrix jacchus (white-tufted-ear marmoset), 3994 nucleotides. RefSeq names its product piggyBac transposable element derived 1 (gene PGBD1). Lineage: Eukaryota; Metazoa; Chordata; Mammalia; Primates; Cebidae. Gene Ontology annotation, molecular function: sequence-specific DNA binding. The record is from RefSeq and is a predicted model, not a curated record.
UUCGGCUGUGGGCAGAGACCGGAAGCGUCUGUGAGCCGGCCCAGCCCCGCGGCCCGUGCUCUGAGGAGACCGGCGCGCUCGACUGGGGAGCCUCGGGCCUCUGUGCUCCCGCGGGAGCCUUCCGCAAGGUCGGCCACGUCUUUGUUGUGCGCGUUCCUGAACUUCUGGUCCAUUAACCAACAAUUGGACGCGCAGGUAUUGAGUGCCUGGCGCGGUGCUAGAUGCUGGGUGCAGCCUCAGAAAAGUAGGUUCUGGGGCGCGCCUGAGGGUGCUGGCUGCUGGGAUCUAGGUGCUCCACGUGCAUUCGUGAAGAAGCCACCAGUGUUUGUUGAAUACCAGAUCUGUAUUUCUGAAUAUGGACCCCAAGCUGAGUGAACCUUUAGCCUCUAAUCUCAACAUGGAUGAAGCUUUGCCAGGCCCUGCUCCUGAAAAUGGAGAUGGCCUUGUGAAAGUGAAGGAGGAAGAUCCCACGUGGGAGCAGGUGUGCAGCUCACUGGAGAGCAGCUCCCACCCUCAGGAGAUUUGCCGCCUGCGCUUUCGGCAGUUCUGCUUUCAGGAGGCUCCUGGACCCCGGGAAGCUCUGGCCCAACUCCGAGAACUUUGUCAUCAAUGGCUGAGACCGGAGAUGCACACCAAGGAACAGAUAAUGGAACUGCUGGUGCUGGAGCAGUUCCUGACCAUCCUGCCCAAGGAUCUCCAGCCCUUUGUGAAGACAUAUCCUCUGGAAAGUGGAGAGGAAGCAGUGACAGUGCUGGAGAAUCUAGAGACAGGAAGUGGAGACACAGGACAACAGGCCUCUGUCUAUAUGCAGGGACAGGACAUGCGCCCAAUGGUGACAGAAUACCAAGGAGUCUCUUUGGAGUGUCAGAGACUCGGGCUCCUGCCUGGGGUAACUACCCUGAAGUGUGAACCUCCACAGCUUACACAAGAGAACCCACAAGAAGUGAGUGGGCCUGUUUCCCAAGGAUCAGCUCAUCUCCAUGAAAAAAAACCCAGAGACGAGGCUGCAAUGCCUGUGUUUAACCCAGUCAGGUCCCAGACACUGGUGAAGACUGAGGAAGGAACAGCCCAGGCCCUUGCUAAAGAGAAGUGGCCGCAUCUGAGUCUGGCUCAGAGGAACCUCUGUGGUAACUCAGCUCAGGAAACAGUUAGGAGCCUCAGCCUGAUGACUGAAGAAAUUGUAACUAAAGAUAGAUUGUUUAAUGCAAAGCAAGAAACUUCUGAAGAAAUAGAAAAAGGUGGAGAGGCCUCAGGAAUGCCCAACAGAGGGUGUGCACUCCAGAUUCCUUGUAGUACUCCUAUCCCUACUGAAAGGACAGUUGCACAUUUGAACACUGUGAAGGGCCAUCACCCAGGUGACCUGUGGGCCCGGAUGCACAUCUCAUCCUUGGAAUAUGCUGCAGGAGACAUUACUCGAAAAGCGAGAAAAAAAGACAAAGCUCGAGUGAGUGAACUGCUCCAAGGCCUUGCAUUCUCUGGUGACUCAGAUGUGGAAAAAGAUAAUGAGCCUGAGACACAGCCUGCUCUAAAGAAGUUAAAGGUGUCACGUUUCCCAGAAAACAGUUGGACCAAAAGAGACAUUAAACCCAACUUUCCAAGCUGGUCAGCGCUGGAUUCUGGACUUUUGAAUCUCAAGAGUGAAAAGUUGAACCCAGUAGAACUUUUUGAAUUAUUUUUUGAUGAUGAAACAUUCAACUUAAUUGUCAAGGAAACCAAUAAUUAUGCUUCUCAGAAAAAUGUCAGCUUGGAAGUCACAGUUCAAGAAAUGAGGUGUGUGUUUGGUGUCCUGCUUUUGAGUGGAUUUAUGAGGCGUCCUAGAAGGGGAAUGUAUUGGGAAAUCUCUGACACCGAUCAGAACCUGGUUAGAGAUGCAAUCAGAAGGGACAGAUUUGAAUUGAUUUUCUCAAACCUGCACUUUGCAGAUAAUGGCCACCUAGAUCAAAAAGAUAAGUUUACAAAGUUGAGGCCUCUCAUAAAACAAAUGAAUAAAAAUUUCCUCUUGUAUGCUCCCCUAGAAGAAAACUAUUGCUUUGAUAAGUCCAUGUGUGAAUGCUUUGAUAGUGACCAAUUCCUGAAUGGAAAGCCUAUUAGAAUUGGCUAUAAAAUUUGGUGUGGUACAACCACACAGGGUUAUCUGGUUUGGUUUGAGCCCUAUCAAGAAGAAUCAGCUGUGAAGGUAGAUGAGGAUCCUGACCUCGGGUUAGGUGGAAAUCUAGUGAUGAACUUCGCUGAUGUUCUUUUAGAAAGAGGUCAGUAUCCCUAUCACCUGUGUUUUGAUAGCUUCUUUACCAGUGUGAAAUUGUUGUCAGCCUUGAAAAAGAAGGGGGUGAGAGCAACUGGAACAAUUCUUGAGAACAGGACUGAAAAAUGUCCCCUUAUGAAUGUAGAACAUAUGAAAAAAAUGGAGAGAGGGUAUUUCGAUUUCCAAGUAGAGGAAAACAAAGAGAUAAUUUUGUGUCGUUGGUAUGGGGAUGACAUUAUCAGUCUGUGCUCCAAUGCUGUGGGCAUAGAACCAGUCAGUGAGAUAAGCUGUUGUGCUGCCGAUGAUGAAGAAAUCCCUCAGAUAAGUCAACCGUCCAUAGUAAAAGUGUAUGAUGAAUGCAAGGAAGGUGUAGCUAAAAUGGAUCAAAUUAUUUCAAAAUAUAGGGUGAGGAUAAGAAGCAAGAAAUGGUACUCAGUUUUGGUGAGCUACAUGAUUGAUGCAGCCAUGAACAAUGCAUGGCACCUGCACAGAGCCUGUAACCCAGGUGCUUCUCUAGACCCAUUGGACUUUUGGAGAUUUGUUGCGCAUUUCUACUUGGAACACAAUGCCGAUCUGUCGGAGUAAGGCACAUAAAAUGGACACAGUGCAGACACAAAUAAGACGUAGAAAAAUAAUAACUGUACAUGGCUGCUGUACCCUCCCAAAGCAAAUCUGAUAUAUGUAAUGAAGUUAUUAAUCAAUUAAUACUUUUAAAAAUCAGAUAUUUAUAUGGAAUUUCAAAGACUAUUGUAACAAAUAAUGUUAAAAAUUAUCUGUGAAAAUGUUGAACUGUAGUACCUUUAUGUCAUAUUUUGUAUCAGACACAGGAAAUAAUUUACUUGUUCAAUUGACUAUUUUGUGCAUUUAAAGAAUGAAAUCCUAUCUCUUAAAAAAUUCCCUGGAGAAUGCCAUUUUAAAAAUGCAAGCAAUGUCAUAGUAACUGUAGAAUGGUGCUGACUCCGUAGUUCCAACUAGAGACACGGCCUAUGAAGUAAGAAUGAUCUAAACAAAACAUAGGUGGUAAGAGACUAAAAACCUUAGCAUUGGUGUAAAACUGGAUCGGAUUGUGUGCAGGUGAGAAGGGUCAGGCAUGGAUACUGAAGGAGAAUGCUAUAAAGGAAAAACCAGAGGUAAAGCAGUGCCUUUGAAUAUUGAAAGGAUAGGUGUAGCCUAUGGUGACUGUGUGAAUUGGCAGCAGAAGCAGAAGAGUAAAGAAAACCGAGGAAACAUGAAGCAAAUCAGAAUAACAAGUCACCAUGAGAGUGAAGGAAAAGAAGAGAGUAAAGCAACAUAAAGCCCAUGUUGAAAUCACCUGAAGAGAUGUCUGGGUUUAAGGUCAUCACUGAACUGAUGGAACUGACUCAGUGAACUUAAGGAGAAACACCUGGAAAAGUGAACAAUAUGGACUGUGAUUCCUUAGUGUUGAAGUCUACUAUUGGCGGAUUAGUCUGCUGGGUAGAGAAGACAGGUUCCAGCUCAUUUCUGUGGGUUAUAGCCACAACAGCUCCUUACCUUUCUUUCAUAUCCUAAAAUUUACAGUCCCUUUCUUGGCUGGAAGGCACGUGGUCAGGUUUGAAUUCUUUGAAGGCAUGUUUAUUAUGUGGAUGACUGGUGAAAGUGUAAGCUGUGCGUAUUGUAGUCACAGAUUCACCUAUUCCAUAUAAGAUGUUCAAAGAAAAUAGAAAUUCAUUAGUUCCUGUAGUCAAUCUUAUAUUUGUGAAAUACAUCACCAGGAUGGUUUUUACUUUUAAA